AUGAAAAACAGCCAGUGGCCUUGCAAUAAUGUCAACGAGCUCCUUCAGCACCCUCAGAUGCAUCCCAUCUGGUCCCACGGAGCAGUCUUUGUCCAGUUUGCUUCUGCAGUCCCCAACUCUGUCUUCACCUUUGUGGGCUUAACGUUUCUCGGCCCUGACACCAAGGAGCGUCAGCCGUGGGUAGGCCUAAACCAGCUGCACGGCGACAACCCGGGAGACCCGGGUGCCCCCCGCCCCGCUCCCCCGGUCACCGCGGCGUUCCGCAACACGCCAGCACUGACUAUCCUGCAGCCUUUAAAGACUCUGGGUCCAGUUGCAGAGAGCUUUGGGGCUACUGGUACAAACUGGGAUGGUUCUGCAGACUUCCUUGUGUUUCUGAGGUACCAGAUUUACUAUGGUUACCCUCUGCAGACAUACCUGGAAUAUCCCAUCAUCAUUGCACAAGAUGUCAUUCUCCUUUUGUUUAUUCUGCAUUUCAGUGGAAACAUGAAACGAGCUUUGUUCUAUGCAGUCACAUUUUGGGGGGGCUGGUACAUGCUAACACUGCGGAAGUGGAUAAUAGACCUGGCCAUGAAUUUAUGCACGCUCAUCAGUGCGGCCAGUAAGCUGGCUCAGCUGCGGUGUCUCUGGCAAACAAAAGAUUCUGGACAAGUGAGCGCCUUGACCUGGAGUAUGUCUGCAUACACCUGCGCAACAAGAAUAGUUACAACUGUAAUGACUACGAAUGAUCUCGCAGUUCUCAUCCGUUUCAUAACCAUGCUCAUUCUCAACAUUUGGGUCACAGCCACAAUCCUGCACUACAGGAAAACUAAAAAGACUGAUUAGAAGACACUCAUCAGCACACAACAUAGUUACCAUCAAAAAACCCCAAUACAAUUAAGCUUAAACAACACAACAAAGGUUGAGGAAGCGCGCGCGCUCUCUCUCUCUCUUAAGCUGAGUAUUUAUCCCUAAGCAUACUUAGUACAGUCAUGCUUACUUUCUCUUAGAAAUAAUUCUGAUAAGAUACUUAAUUUAAGCAGCAUAUUUUUAUUGGUCAUUUAAGACAAGUUUCACUGAUAUCACAUUUUCUCUGGAUUUUUUUACUACAUGAACAAGGUAUUUUGUAUUUAGAUGUUUAUAUAUUCUCGUAUCACUUCAGUACUUUCUGGUUACAUAUAAGCAACUUUCUUCAAUUAUACAAGAGCAAUUUUGCACCAACAUAUCAACUCAU
Aptenodytes forsteri (emperor penguin) is the source of this 1213-nucleotide messenger RNA. It is a transcript of the gene SLC66A3, whose product is annotated as PQ loop repeat containing 3. NCBI's taxonomy places the organism in Eukaryota, Metazoa, Chordata, Aves, Sphenisciformes, Spheniscidae. The transcript is spliced from 9 exons. The coding region runs from base 1 to 825 and encodes 274 amino acids. The record is from RefSeq and is a predicted model, not a curated record.